AUGCAACAUUCGAUGCAACAUUCUUCGAUGCUUUUACCCCAGAUUCACGAGCGACUAAAGCACGGCCUCAACCGGCCCAUUAACGACACAUUCACAAAGACCUUGGUCCGCAAGUACUUUGACAACAACAAAAAGGAAGAUUUUUUGGUCUAUGCCAAGGCCUUGGGAGUCCCCGACUCGUUGGCUCUCGAUACCUAUUCAAUGAUAAAUGAAAACGCCAGCUCUUUGGAUGAGGAAUUGAGCCACGAGCCAAAGGUGAAGAGCCACAAGAAGACAAAAAACAAGCUUGAUUUGGGAUUGGAACAAUCUGAUGAACAAGUACUGGUUCCUCUUAAGCGCGAGAAUCAACUAUUGGAUCUUUUGGAAGAAGAACAAAAACCAAAAAACCAAAGCAUGAAAUUCAAAAAAAUCAAGAAACAAGACGCAAUUCGAUUGCGUGGAUCGCCAAAAGAGCUUCCUGGCUUACAAGAAACCGAAAGCACCAAAAAUCUGAAUGGCCCAGUCAAUCGCAAACCACAAACGAUAGCAGAAAUGGCAGCUUUGGAAAGUAAUACCCAACCACAAGAACCAGAAACCAACCUGAAGGACUACGAGCUGUCUGACGAUGACAUUGACAAGGUGGGUCAAGACAGAGAUUGGUAUAUGACAGAUGAGAUGGGCCAUGCCAUGGACUACGAUUAUUCUAAUUUCAACCAAGAACCUAUCAAACCCACGCCUAGACGUAAGAUGAACGCUACUGGUGGUCAUUUCGACUCACGAACGGGAGAUUAUAUUGACUAUGACCACGAUAACCAAAAUUUGCACAGAGUUCCCAUCACCACUCACCAUUUUGUUCCUCCAUUUUUACAAAGCCUUGAGAGGUAUUUGCAGCCCAAUUUGGUAGAGAAAGUCAAGGAAAAGGGCACGAUCAAUCCUAUCAAAAACCCAAACUCAGAAUUGGCCAUUUCUGCCAAACGAGGAAGUUUCGUUGUCAACGAAAGACGAAGCAAAAAUGAACGUGCGAAACAAGCAAAAGAUUCAAGCAGUUUACAAGGCACAGCUCUAGGAAAUGUUCUACAAAUCAAAGAGGAGAAAGAAGUUUCAGCCACCACAUCUGGUGCUGAAGAAAAAGUGGACAAAGAAUUGAUUCAAAAGCAAAGAAAGUCACUACCUGCAUUUGCAGUGAGGCAUGAACUACUUCGUACAAUUGCCGAAAAUCAAGUAACAGUGGUUAUUGGAGAAACUGGAUCUGGUAAGACGACUCAAUUGACUCAAUUCCUUCUUGAAGAUGGGUUUGGGAGCAAUUUGGCAAAAAAUGGAGAGCGACUAAUGAUAGGGUGUACUCAGCCAAGAAGAGUGGCCGCCAUGUCGGUUGCAAAAAGAGUAAGUGAAGAAUAUGGGUGCAAGCUAGGAGAAGAGGUUGGAUAUUCCAUUCGAUUUGAAGACGUCACAACCAAAGAAAAGACCAUUAUCAAGUAUAUGACAGAAGGUGUUUUGCUUCGAGAAAUCUUGAUGGAUGCGAAUCUUGAACAUUAUUCUUGUAUCAUUAUGGAUGAAGCUCACGAACGGUCUCUUAGUACAGAUGUGUUAUUGGGGCUCUUUCGAAACUUGAUAAGGCGCAGAAAAGACCUAAAACUCAUCAUCACCAGUGCAACCAUGAAUGCCGAGCGGUUCAUGAAUUUUUUUGGCGAUGUUCCUCAGUUCACCAUUCCAGGCAGAACUUUUCCAGUAGAUACCUUGUUCAGCAAAUCCACCUGCUCGGACUAUGUUGAUGCUGCCGUGAAGCAGGUGAUGACAAUUCACCUUCAAAAUUACAGCAAAUACAAAAGAAACGACGGUGAUAUUUUGGUGUUCAUGACCGGUCAAGAAGACAUUGAAAUGACGUGCGAGCUCGUUCGGGAAAAGCUAGCUCUUCUAGAUGAUCCUCCACCUCUCGAUGUGUACCCCAUAUACUCGACGAUGCCUGCGGAUUUGCAAAGAAAAAUAUUCGACAAACCUUCGGAAACAAGACGAAAAGUGGUGGUCGCAACCAACAUUGCCGAGACGUCGCUCACAGUCGAUGGCAUUAAAUAUGUGGUGGACACGGGAUUGGUCAAGUUGAAGGUUUACAAUCCAAAACUUGGAAUGGACACUCUUCAAGUGGUACCCAUAUCUCUUGCCAAUGCCCAGCAAAGAAGCGGAAGAGCUGGUAGAACUGGGCCUGGUUUGGCGUAUCGUCUUUAUACAGAAAGAGCCAUUGGGGAAGAUCUGAUGUACAUCCAGCCAAUUCCAGAGAUACAGAGAACAAAUCUCACCAAUGUGAUGCUUCUACUCAAGUCGUUGAAGGUUGAAGAUGUCACCAAAUUUCCAUUCCUCGAUUCUCCUCCAACAGACCUAUUGAGUAACUCUUUAUAUGAUCUCUGGAUCAUGGAGGCAUUGGACAAUUGUGGAAACCUAACGUCUCUAGGCCAUAAUAUGAUGGUUUUUCCCAUUGAAGCCACCUUGUCGAAACUCAUUUUUCUAAGUUGUCGUCCCCAAUUUUCGUGUUCUUCGGAAAUCGUUACCAUAGUUUCGAUGUUAUCGGUUCCCUCCGUUUUCUUUAGACCCAAAGAACGAGCACAAGAAAGUGAUGCUGCCAGAGAACGAUUUUUCGUUGCAGAAUCUGACCACUUGACCCUCUUGAAUGUGUACAACCAAUAUGAAACCCAGCGCUCGAAAGGCAGAAAAACUGCUGCUUGGUGCUCCAAGAACUUUCUUCACCACAAGUCGCUUUCAAGAGCCCGAGAUAUUCGCAACCAGCUUAUCCUCAUCAUGAAGAAGAACAAACUACCAAUCUUAAAAUCCACCAAUAAUGAUACAAUCAGAAAGUGUCUCUGUGCUGUGUACUUUCACCAGCUGGCAACGCUAGCUAAAACAGACUUUAACAAGGGCUCAGUGUAUACCCACUUGCGGCAAAGUUAUAUGAACAUGCAUUUGCACCCAACGUCGGCUCUUAAUAGUGGAGCAGAAGCCAUGGCAAGCCAUGUGAUUUACCAUGAGUUGAUCUUGACAACGAAGGAGUAUAUGAGCUGUGUUACCGUGGUGGACCCAGUGUGGUUAUUAGAGUUUGGUGCCAUUUUUUUCGAUACCACUCCAGCUGUCAAGCAAAGAAUUCAAGAGCAAUAUGGGGUAAGUUUGAGGAGCAAAGAACAGGUUAUAAAAGAGCUCGAGCGGGACUCACAGGCUCUUCUGGUUGAGGAAGCUAAGGUGAAGAAGGAGUCUAAGCAUUCGAGGUUGGGGAAGAAGAGGGCGUUCUAA
Messenger RNA from Meyerozyma guilliermondii ATCC 6260, 3255 nucleotides. Its product is annotated as DEAH-box RNA helicase. The transcript has a single exon. Gene Ontology annotation, molecular function: RNA binding; ATP binding. Gene Ontology annotation, cellular component: intracellular anatomical structure; spliceosomal complex. The record is from RefSeq and is a predicted model, not a curated record. NCBI's taxonomy places the organism in Eukaryota, Fungi, Ascomycota, Pichiomycetes, Serinales, Debaryomycetaceae. The coding region runs from base 1 to 3255 and encodes 1084 amino acids. Gene Ontology annotation, biological process: mRNA splicing, via spliceosome.